GAUAACUUGGGUCAGCUGUUGCUCACUUUGUUUUGUGUAAAUAAUUGGAUGCGGAGAAAAACUUAUUAUUAUUGCCAUAAGUUCUCUAGUCUUCCGCUUUAACACAUUUUCCAUGUCGGACGACAUCAAGAAGUAUUUAGACGGCCUGCUGCAAAAGGUCAGCGGGCUGUACGUUAUUCAGAUUACGGAUCGCGACGGAGUGCCCCUCCUGCGGGUUAGCCAGGAGAAGAACGUGGACUUCGCCCUGAUGCCCUCGUUCAUACCCACAUUCACCACCGCCUGCGAUCAGGCCAGCAAACUGGGAUUGGGCAGGAACAAGACCAUCAUCUCCAUGUACUCCAAUUACCAGGUGGUCCAGAUGAACAAGCUGCCGCUCAUCCUGACCUUUGUGGGCGCGGAGAACUGUAACACGGGACACAUUCUCGCACUGGAGCACCAGGUCGAUGGCUAUUUGGAGGACAUUAAACAGGCUGUCACCGAGGCCUAAAGUUAGUCUACACUGUAAUAUGCAUAUUUUUAAUAUUUACUAAAUGUUUAUACAUACUUUACUGAGAA
This is a messenger RNA of Drosophila mauritiana, 555 nucleotides long. It is a transcript of the gene Lamtor3, whose product is annotated as ragulator complex protein LAMTOR3 homolog. Gene Ontology annotation, cellular component: Ragulator complex. The coding region runs from base 113 to 487 and encodes 124 amino acids. Gene Ontology annotation, biological process: positive regulation of TOR signaling; cellular response to amino acid stimulus. The transcript is spliced from 2 exons. The record is from RefSeq and is a predicted model, not a curated record. NCBI's taxonomy places the organism in Eukaryota, Metazoa, Arthropoda, Insecta, Diptera, Drosophilidae.